Molecule: messenger RNA, 1245 nt
Organism: Cyphellophora attinorum
Lineage: Eukaryota; Fungi; Ascomycota; Eurotiomycetes; Chaetothyriales; Cyphellophoraceae
Product: NADH dehydrogenase
Exons: 1
Coding region: 1-1245 (414 amino acids)
Cellular component (GO): cytoplasm
Molecular function (GO): electron-transferring-flavoprotein dehydrogenase activity; flavin adenine dinucleotide binding
Source: RefSeq, a predicted model, not a curated record
AUGUCGGACACCGGUGUUAAAAACAUCAUCAUCGUCGGAGGCGCGUACAGCGGAGUCUCGAUUGCACACUAUCUUCUCAAACAUGUGCUACCCAAGCUAUCGAACGCCUCGGCUUACCAGAUCAUCCUUGUCAGCACCUCAGCGCAAGCUCUCUGUCGUCCAGCAUGCCCUCGAGCCAUGAUAUUGGACGACUUCUUUGACCAGUCUAAACUGUUCGUUGACAUCGACGCGCAGUUCAAGCAUUACCCGGCCACCAACUUCAACUUCGUGAAAGGAGCAGUGGUCGAUUGGAAUCAUCACGAAGGGCACAUCACUAUUCACUCAGCUCAGGGUGAGACAUCGGUACUGAGUUACCAUAGUCUGGUACUUGCUUCAGGCUCUUCGACGCCAUCACCGUUGCUUGGCCUGAACGGAGAUGAAUUAGAACUUAGAAGCAGCUGGACUCAGUUUCGCGCCUCUCUUAAGUCGGCGAAGAGGAUAGUCAUCGCUGGUGGUGGACCUGCUGGUGUUGAGACAGCCGGAGAACUCGGAGAGUAUCUCAACGGUCGGUUAUGUGGUUGGUCUGGAUCGAGUCCGAAGAGCAAGAAGGUUGACAUCAAGCUCGUCACAUCAGCCUCGCAGCUUCUUCCGGCGCUGAGGCCCUCAAUAGCCGGCAAAGCAGAGACGUAUCUGUCUGCAUUAGGCGUUGAGGUGAUCAAGAACAGUAAAGUCGUCCACGUACAACCAGAAGGCGCUGGAAUCAGCUCAGUGACUACAAGCGCGACCAUCAAACUCGACAACGACCAGACGCUCGAGGCAGACAUCUACAUUCCAGCUACGGGCACGAAGGCAAAUACGUCCUUCGCUGAUCCAGCCUUGCUCGCAGAAGAUGGUCGCAUCACGACCAAUCCCUCAACCCUCCGUGUCGACCUAGCUGGCGUACGUGUCUACGCUCUCGGCGAUGUCGCAUCGGCUGCACGACCAGCCAUUCAUGUCAUCUUCGAGCAAGUCCCCGUAGUUUGCGCCAAUAUCAAGCGCGACCUGCUGCUUGCAGAAGGCCAAGACGAGAAGUCGGUCGGUCAAGAUAGAGUCUUCAGAGAGGACGUGCGUGAAACUCAGAUGGUACUCAUCGGCAAGAACGCAGGACUUGGUGCAGCGAUGGGAUGGGCUCUGCCGAGCUGGGCUGUCAAGAUGAUCAAGAGGGACUACUGGUUAUGGACGACGGCGAAUCUGUGGAGUGGGAAGCAGUGGGAGAAGGAGAAGUAG